Dermacentor andersoni is the source of this 4228-nucleotide messenger RNA. RefSeq lists its product as uncharacterized. The record is from RefSeq and is a predicted model, not a curated record. Lineage: Eukaryota; Metazoa; Arthropoda; Arachnida; Ixodida; Ixodidae.
UUUCCCCCAUUUCUUGGCUCCCCUCCCACGAAAGAACACCUUUUUCACCUCCCCACGUGAAUAUAUGCCGUGCUUCUUUUACUCGGGCCGCAAAAGAUAGCGCGUCCGUCGCAUCGCUCGGACGACAGUGCUUUGGUGGCUCUUGCGUUUCGCACCCUGGAAUUAUGAAGCGCUCGCGGCGCCCGAAGCAGCAGCGUCGGACAAGCGACGAAGAAGAACCUUUAACCACGGCCGAACGUCUUCAAGGCCCAGAGAACCUCGAACUGCAAGCGAUGUGCGGGAAAUUGCGAGGAAUGGUGCCUGGCUCGUCACCUGGAACGCGAGAAUCUGUCAACUGCGUGGACAUUGUGCGAGGCGCCGACGAUUACAUCGGGCGUCAUCUGCAGCAGCUGUUCGAAAUUUGCGACGACGUUCCCGAGCGCUGUCAGCGUUCCGCCAAAGUACAGCGGACGGGAGAUGAGCGCGCCAGCCUUCUUCCGCCUUUGGACAGCCGCGUGAGCGACUUUCCACCAACCUGUCCGCUCACCGGACAGUCCUCCGCUCUUCAGCCGCCUGCACACAACCACGGGCCCGCCAAGUCCUCCGACGUUGAUCCGCCUGCAUACAACCGCAUGCCCGUCUGGUCCUCCGACCUUGAUCCGUCUGCAUGUAACCAAGUGCCCGUCUGGUGCUCCGACCUUGAUCCGUCUGCAUGUAACCAAGUGCCCGUCCCGUCCUCCGGCCUUGAUCCGUCUGUACUCAAACAAGUGCCAGUCCCGUCCUCUCACCUUCUUUCACCUUUACAUAACCAUGUGCCCGCCAAGCCCUCCCAUUGUGAUCCGCCUGCAUACAACGACGUGCCCGUCUGGUCCUCCGACGUUGAUCCGCCUGCAUACAACGACGUGCCCGUCUGCUCCUCCAAAGUUGAUCCGUCUGUACGCAACCAAGUGCCCGUCUGGUCAACCGACCUUGAUCCGUCUGUACGCAACCAAGUGCCCGUCCAGUCCUCGCAUCUUGAUCAGUGUGUACGCAACCACGUGCCCGCCAAGUCCUCCCAUUGUGAUCCGCCUGCAUACAAUCACGUGCCCGUCUGGUCCUCCUACGUUGAUCCGCCUGCAUACAACCACGUGCCCAUUUGGUCCUCCGACCUUGAUCCGUCUGUAAGCAACCAAGUGCCCGUCCCGCCCUCCGACCUUGAUCCGUCUGUAAUCAACCAUGUGCCCGUCCCGUCCUCCGACCUUGAUCCGUCUGUAAGCAACCAAGUGCCCGUCCCGUCCUCCGACCUGGAUCCGUCUGUAAGCAAUCAAGUGCCCGUCCAGUCCUCUCACCUUCUUUCACCUUUACACAACCGCGUGCCCGUCUGGUCCUCCGACGUUGAUCCGCCUGCAUACGACGUGCCCGUCUGGUCCUCCGACGUUGAUCCGCCUGCAUACGACGUGCCCGUCUGGUCCUCCGACGUUGAUCCGCCUGCAUACAACGACGUGCCCGUCUGGUCCUCCGACGUUGAUCCGCCUGCAUACAACGACGUGCCCGUCCGGUCAUCCGACUUUGAUCCGUCUGUACGCAACCAAGUGCCCGUCCGGUCAUCCGACCUUGAUCGGCCUGUACGCAACCAAGUGUCCGUCCAGUUCUCUCACCACAUUUCACCUCUACACAAGCACGUGCCCGCCAAGUCCUCCCAUCGUGAUCCUCCUGCAUUCAACCACGUGCUCGCCAAGUCCUCGUACUUUGAUGCGCCUGUAGGCAACCAUGCGCACGCCAAGUCCUCGUAUCUUGAUCCGCCUGUAUGCAACCAAGCGCCCGCCAAGUCCUCGUAUCUUAAUCCGCCUGUAUACAAGCAAGUGCCCGCCAAGUCCUCGUACCUUGAUCCGCCCAUACGCAACCAAGUGCCCGCCAAGUCCUCGUACCUUGUUCCUUCUGUACGCAACCAAGUGCCCGUCCAGUCCUCGUACCUUGUUCCUUCUGUACGCAACCAAGUGCCCGUCCAGUCCUCUCACCUUCUUUCUCCUUUACACAACCACGUUCCCGCGAAGUCCUCCCAUCGUGAUCCUCCUGCAUACAACCACGUGCUCGCCGAGUCUUCCCAUCGUGGUACGCCUGCAUACAACCACGUGCUCGCCCAGUCUUCCCAUCGUGGUACGCCUGCAUACAACCACGUGCUCGCCGAGUCCUCCCAUCGUGGUACGCCUGCAUACAACCACGUGCCCACCAAGUCCUCCCAUCAUGGUACGCCUGCAUACAACCACGUGCCCGCCAAGUCCUCGUACCUUGAUCCGCCUGUAUGCAACCAAGCGCCCGCCAAGUCCUUGUACCUUGAUCCGCCUGUAUGCAACCAAGCGCCCGCCAAGUCCUCGUACCUUGAUCCGCCUGUAUGCAACCAAGCGCCCGCCAAGUCCUCGUACCUUGAUCCGCCUGUAUGCAACCAAGUGCCGUUACAGUCCCCCUGCCUUGAUCCGCCUGUAUGCAACCAAGUGCCCGUCAAGUCCUCGUACCUUGAUCAGCCUGUAUGCAACCAAGGGCCCACCAAGUCCUCGUACCUUGAUCAGCCUGUAUGCAACCAAGUGCCCGCCAAGUCCUACCUUAAUACGCCUGUAUGUAACCGAGUGCCCGUCAAGUCCUCGUACCUUGAUCAGCCUGUAUGCAACCAAGGGCCCACCAAGUCCUCUUACCUUGAUCCGCCUGUAUUCAACCAAGGGCCCACCAAGUCCUCGUACCUUGAUCCGCCAGUAUGCAACCAAGUGCCCGUGAAAUACCCCUGCCUUGAUCCGCCGGUAUCCAACCAAGUGCCGUUACAGUCCUACCUUUAUCUGCCUCAGCUCAACCACAUGCCCCUCCCGUUCGCCGAGUUUCAUCCGCCUGUACACAACGUGACCGCCAUGUCAAGUAUCCAACCGGUCACCAAUGCAGACGAUGCACUUUCGACCUUCCCGGGCUUUGCAUACGAGCGACGUUCUGUCGGAGGCGUCGUUUAUUUUGAAUCCUGCACCCUGCCAACGCACUGGGAAAAGUGACACUUAUUGUGAUUUUUAGAUUUGCCCCUGGCCGGGCGGCACCUGAUGGCGCUAAGUGACGCGUCAUCAUUUCCAUUUGUGAUUUUAGUCAUAUUUUCACUUUUUGUUCCUUUUACCGUGUAACUUUUUAUCUUCAUUAUCUUAUCUUCCCCAAUGCAUUUCUUUCUUUUAUUUCAUCAUUUUCCUAUCAUAUAAUUUCAUUCCGUACUGUAGCAGUCUCUUGCAAUGUGAAAUAUCAGAUCACCAAUACAUCCAAAGGCACACGCUGGAUCAACCGAAGGCGCAGAACAUCAUAAUCACGUUUAUUGAAUAAACACUUUCCGAGGAACCCUUCCCGCUGAGCAUCUUAGAACUGUAGACGUAACCGUUAACCAGUUAUUCUUUUAAAUUUUAAAGAAAUGCUAGUUUUCCUUUAAUAAAAAAAACUGCGCGUUGGGUAUUCUUUCAAUGGUUUUAUUUGUGCUGAUUUGAGGUAUACGCUAUGGCAGGAGAAAGUAUAGCAAAGUGAAAGUUUUAAUGUUUGAGUACCACCACGAACUUCAGUGUGAGGUCGCGGAUUUCAAAGUACUUAUUUUUUUUUUAAGUAAAAGGUGGUCAUAAAUAAAAAGAAACAAAUCAUUGAACUUGCUAACUUCAGUCUUUAAUUGCCUUUUCAGAAAGCAGUGUAGUUGAACUUUGCCGAUAAAAAAUUUACUACGCCCAGGAAGUCUCCGUCGGUUCUUGACUUCACGGCGAGUCGACGCACCAACUUCAAUGCUGUGUCACUGCCCGCCUUUUCUUCUUGCUUUGACUCGCCGAACCCCUUCUCAGUUGCUUUCUUAAAUUUUGUGGAAGGUUCGUUUGGCAUCGUACAUCGAGUAAGUUCUCUUUGCUGAUCCUUUAAAACUCGUUUCCAUACAUCUCUCAUUGGUUUCACGCGUACUGCUGCAUUGCUGGUGCGAGAUUUUACCUCACUUUCUUUGUAUUUAUUUACGCGUUUCUUUUUCACGGCAACGAGAGCCAGGACCUGGGGUGCUAAUGAAAGAACACACCCCCUCUCCCCUUCGUGAGUUCUUCAUGUAACCGUGCUCUUUAUAUCAUGCUUCGACCAAGAUAUUAUUUCAUUGUAAGAAUUUCAUUGUAAUCAAUUGUGCUAUUUCUUAUAUAAUGUCUCUUUCAUUAUGUCAUUCUGUUGUGUGUGACUGUUCGUUGUUGCGACUUUCAUGAAACCUCGGUAUAAAGCAUUUCCUUUCUUUCAA